Messenger RNA from Pseudopodoces humilis (Tibetan ground-tit), 2911 nucleotides. RefSeq names its product centrosomal protein 104 (gene CEP104). Gene Ontology annotation, cellular component: cilium. The record is from RefSeq and is a predicted model, not a curated record. NCBI's taxonomy places the organism in Eukaryota, Metazoa, Chordata, Aves, Passeriformes, Paridae.
CGGCGAUGGGGCCGCGCUGAGGCAGGCAUGAGUUUAAGCUUGAAGGCUGUGGCUGUGACUAGCUCAGCUCCCCAGGAUGCCACACAAGAUCGGUUUCACUGUGGUCAGUUCGUCGGGACAUGAGGAUGGGUUCAGUGCUCGGGAGCUGAUGGUUCACGCACCGACAGUGAAUGGGUGGCGAUCGCCCAGGCUCUGUCAGUACCCCCAGGAAAUCAUCCUGCAGUUGGUGGAGAGGUGUCGGAUCCGGAAGCUGCAGCUGCUUGCUCACCAGUACAUGAUUGCAAGCAAAAUUGAAUUCUACAUCAGUGAAAGUCUGCCUGAAUACUUUGCUCCGUAUCAGUCAGAGAGGUUUCAGAGACUUGGUUAUGUCCCGCUCUCAGACAAUGAGAAGACUGAUUUCAGAGCUCGAGAGUUGAAAUCUGUGUACAUGGAUGCAGUUGGCCAGUACCUCAAGCUGAUUUUCCAUAAAAAUUAUGUCAAUAAAUACAACUUGUAUGGGCAGGUUGCCCUGGUAGCUGUCAACAUCAUCGGGGAUCCAGAAGACUAUGGCAAUGACAGCAUGAGCAGUCCUUCCAGAGAGAAGCUGAUAGAUCGCUACUUGGGAAUUAAAUUGGAUGACCCUGCCUUAGAUGGAACUUACCUUGGGAAACGUGACUCCAUUUCACCUCUGGAUGAUCUGGCCUUUGACAUGUACCAGGACCCAGAAGUGGCUCAGAUAAUCCGGAGGCUGGAUGAGAAGAAGCGUGAAGCUGUGUGUCUCGAGUACUACGACCAUGCCAAGAAGCUCAAACAGGCCAUUGCAGACUUGCAGAAGGUGGGGGAGAGACUCGGCCGGUACGAGGUGGAGAAGCGUUACGCUGUAGAAAAGGAGGAUUAUGACCUUGCCAAGAAAAAGAAGGAGCAGAUGGAUGAGUACAGGCUAAAGGUGUACCAGCAGCUGGACCUGCACGACCUCCUGGAUACAAAGCUGCUGAUCCAAAAGCCACCUGAGUUGCCUUUGGGAUCUGUGAGUAGCACUGAGAGCCCCCAGAGCUCCCCUCCUGAGCCCACAGACCCACCCCAAGGAGAGCCCUGGAGGGCAGAGCCUGUGCUGGAAGAGCAGUUGGUGGAUCCCACUUCUUCUGAGCUUGUUGCUCCCUCCCAGUCCCCUCUUUCUCCUCGGACUCAGCCCACAACCUCCAAGGAAGCGUUUUCCAAGGAAAAUGCUGAAUUUUUACCUUAUGAUGAGAGACCUCUCCCAACCAUCUGCAAGCAGGUGGAUGAAGCUGUUGCCUGCCUUGAGCCAGAGGUGACUGAAGAGGGCAUGGGUGAUACUCCAAGGACUGGCAAUACUGAGGAGCCUGAACUGCUCACAAAAAAGGCACUGAGGGAAGCCAGCCCUGUUGUGGAAGUUUUUGGAGAGACUUUGGUUUCAGGAGCGUAUUCCAGAACUUGGUCAUGUCGAGAGGACGCUUUACUGACUGUGUACAAGAAGCUGAUGGAAGUGUCAGUGGACACUCCAAAGGAGGAUUUAAGGAACAUGCUGAGGGCUGCUGUUUUCCUUGUGAGGAGGGCCAUCAAAGACACUGUGUCUUCAGUUUUUCAGGCUUCCCUGAAACUUCUAAAAAUGAUCAUUACCCAAUAUGUACCAAAACACAAACUAGGAAAGCUAGAAACUUCUCAUUGUGUGGAAAAAACCCUGCCACAUUUGCUCUCUAGAACAGGAGACUCUUCAUCCCGUCUUCGUCUUCUGGCUUCAACCUUCAUCCAGGAAAUGGCACUGUGCCCUGAAGUAAGACCUCUCCAGAUUAUUCCAGUCCACCUGGUUAAAACAUUAAAACCAAACUCCCCAACACACCUGGCAAUGAGUCAUGUGGAAUUGGUGGAAUCUCUCUUGCGAGCCAUGGGGACUGAAAACUCUGGGUUUACUAUCAACAAUGUCAUGAAGUUUGCCACAGGAGCUCUGGAGCACAGGGCUCAUGAGGUGCGUGAGGUGGUACUGCGGAUCAUCUUUGCCAUGUACAGGGAGCACAGGGCAGCUGUGCUGGAAUAUCUCCCACCGGACGAUGCCAACGCCCGCAAGACCAUGCGCUACAAAACUCUCUUUGAGGGGUUUGCCAAAAUCGAUGGGAAAUCUUCUGAAACUGAACUGAGGGCACAGAGAAAAGCAGCAACAGAAGCAGAGAAACAGAAAAAGGAAGAAAUGAAAGUUCUAAAAGGUCACCCAGCAGCUUUAAAGUUAGAGUUACAAGCAGAGGUUGAAGCUGAAGAGGAGAAAGAAUCUGAUUUUCAGAAGACAGAGGGUCAAGGUUACCAGGAAUAUGAAGGCCCCCGGGUUACAGCAGCAAAGAUUCAGGAGGAACUUUCCUCUGUUGCAAAUUACCUGGAUAACUUGUGUAUUUUUUGUGGUGAAAGGAAUGAAUCCUUCACAGAGGAAGGGUUGGAUCUGCAUUACUGGAAGCAUUGCCCCAUGUUAACCCGAUGUGAGCACUGCAAACAGAUGCUGGAGAUCUCCAGCCUGACGGAGCACCUGCUGAUCGACUGUGACCAAAGGGACAGCUUUGGGAGGUGCCCACGCUGCAGAGAGGCCGUGCCCAGGGACGUGCUGCCCAGACACAUAAAGAGCAGGGUUUGCAAUCCUGCCAGACCAGAAAAUACGGCAAACCACUGCCCUUUGUGCCAUGACAACUUUCCCCCUGGAGAGGAGGCCUGGAGAUCUCACCUGAUGGGCAGAGAUGGCUGUAAAAUGAACCAGCGGAGGACAUCCCCCAUGAACAAAACCAUUGUGGUGCAGCCUGCCAAAGUGGGUGGCCACUAUUUAAGGAAACCGGGUCCUUCAGGGGCAAAAAUUCAACCUCCUUCAAUAGGAAGCAAGAUCAGAACCCGAGAGGGCCCAAAUAAAAGCAGUGGCAAAACAUACUCAAAGCGAUGA